Necator americanus (New World hookworm) is the source of this 696-nucleotide messenger RNA. RefSeq lists its product as uncharacterized. The coding region runs from base 1 to 696 and encodes 231 amino acids. The record is from RefSeq and is a predicted model, not a curated record. Lineage: Eukaryota; Metazoa; Nematoda; Chromadorea; Rhabditida; Ancylostomatidae. The transcript has a single exon.
AUGUCGGUAAGAAAUCGUACGGCACCCGGUCCCGACAGAAUAAGACCAGAACACCUGAAGAGCCUUCCGCCAGUACUCAUCAACACCCUGGCGAGGCUCUUUACACGUUAUCUGUCGGAAUGCAAGGUUCCUAAACAGUGGAAGACCAGCAAGACCGUGUUGUUGUAUAAAAAGGGAGAUCCACAUGACAUCGGCAACUAUCGCCCAAUCUGCCUACUGUCCGUCAUCUACAAGCUCUUUACAAGAGUAAUCCUUAAUAGGAUUGAAAAAGUCCUGGAUGAAGGACAGCCAUGCGAGCAAGCAGGGUUUCGAAAAGGAUUCAGCACGAUUGACCACAUUCACACUGUUUCGAAACUCAUCGAGGUAUCACGAGAGUACAAGAUGCCGCUCUGUCUCACCUUCAUCGACUUAAAGAAGGCUUUCGACUCGGUUGAGACGGAAGCGGUCGUGGAAGCCUUGGACAACCAAGGCGUCCCUACUCAGUACAUAAAGGUACUUCGAGAGUUGUACAGUAACUUCACGACCGGAAUUUCGCCAUUCUACAAGAACAUCAUCAUUGACGUGAAGAGGGGGUCCGACAGGGUGAUACAAUUUCACCCAAAAUAUUCACAGCCACCCUCGCGCAGUAAUGACGACAGGGAGGGGAUGUCGGCAGCUACACCAUUUGCGCUUUCUAUGACAUCGUACUGGUACUAG